Molecule: messenger RNA, 2775 nt
Organism: Dicentrarchus labrax (European seabass)
Lineage: Eukaryota; Metazoa; Chordata; Actinopteri; Moronidae
Product: protein NLRC5-like
Exons: 9
Coding region: 211-741 (176 amino acids)
Biological process (GO): nucleocytoplasmic transport; activation of GTPase activity
Cellular component (GO): cytosol; perinuclear region of cytoplasm; nucleus
Molecular function (GO): GTPase activator activity; small GTPase binding
Source: RefSeq, a predicted model, not a curated record
UCUGUCUGGAGGCCAAUGGGAUGUGGAAGCUCUGAGGACACUGACUCAGUUCUUGCCAAAGAUCAUAUGUUGCUUCUCAGUGUGAACGACAGCUGCUCUUCAGUGGAGGGCUUGGUGAUUCUGACUGCUCUCCUGUCUGAAUGUCCGACUGUGAUGGAGCUUCAUAUCAGUCUGUGAGGUCAUGUGAUUGAUGACACAGCAGCUCAGAUUAUGACCACAGUGUUGCCCCGUCUACGGUUACUCAACCUGUCUCACUGUGCCUGGUCAGCGGCUGGAGGGCUGCAGCUCAUCAAAGCACUGGGAGAAUGUGUCAGUCUGGAGGGCCUUUGUCUGGACUCUUUGCAGCUGAAUGAGAAGAGCAUGAUGUGUCUAGCACAAGCACUAAGGAAUAUCGUCUCUAUUCGCAGUCUCAAUCUGACCUCUUUUGGGACUCCAGAGCUGUGUGCUGUAGCUGCUAGUCUCACCCACUGUCCGCUCAUACAGGAUGUGGGUCUGGGGUGGAAUAACUGUGAGGAUAAAGUGGCAGUGGAGUUGGUCAAAGUUAUCCCUUUCUGUCAGAAGCUGACCAGAAUAGAUCUGGAAUCAAACAGUGUGAGUGGGGUUGGAGCUGAGGCCCUGGUUAGAGCCUUAAAGUCGUGUCCUGCUCUGCAGCUCAUCAGGCUGUGGAGGAACAAAGUCCCACCUAGUGAAGCCCACAGGCUCAGUCUGAGAGACAGGAGGCUGAAUUUCUCUCCUACCUAAUGUGAUCUGCAUUGUUGGACGGUGGCAGUGUGAAGCAAUAUAUCAGUUCAUGGGAAUCUGCAGAGAUGAGUGACUGCUUCAGUGGAGUUAAAAUGUGUUUUCCCUGCAGUAAGCCCAUCAGAAAUGCAUGAUAGCAAGAAAAACAUUUUUUGCUUAAAAACCCAAUCAGUUGUGUAUCCAAUGACUGCAGCAGCUGGUGUCUAGUAUGAAGGGUUAGAAGACCACUAUGUGGUCCACUAUGUGGUCCACUAUGGGGGAGGACCCCUUUAGAUGUACAUUGUUUGAAUAUGUAGAAGUUAGUAUAGAGUUCUCAUCCCUUUUUGUAUUCCCCUAAAAUAUUUAGAUUUUUUUAAUCUCAAGAGCUGCUUGAGGAAGUGAUUGAGUACUUGAGUAUUUAAGUACAUAUGAAUGUUAAGGUAUUAUAUUUUGGAAAGCAAACAUCUGUUUUUAAUGCUCAUAUAAAUUAAUGACUAUGCACUGACUGACCUCUAGUGUCGCGAUGGUGAACUGGCGUAUUUAGUUAAGUGCAGCGGUGUUGCUGCACUCUUCACGGUGACACGAUGUCCCUUUUUCCAUGGUCUAUGAUUGGUAUGGCGAUCCUGACGUAGGUGUAUUAACACCUUAACUAAUGUGUCACUUACUGUGACAGAAGGCUGGCUGACCGGACACACUGAUGCCUAUCCUUAUAUGGCUGCCUUUAUACUAAUCUAAUUACAUGCCAAAAAUGUCAUAAAGUUGCUGCUCAGUAACUGCAGUACAGCCGUGUUCCUAUAUGGUGAAUUCAAACUGAGAUAAAGUUGGAGUUGCUGUGGGAAUAUUCAAAAUGAUCAAAAUAAGCACCAAGAAUGAUUUUACAGCAACUACUUUAAUCACUAGAAUAAAUUUAUGAUUCAGAAAUUAACAUAACAUACAUAAAGUUCCCAUGUAUGCACCAGAAAUAGAUUUGGCGGAAUAACCACUGAAGAAACAAAACACUAAUUUGAGGUUGUCUGAGACACACUUCUUUAUUUUUCUAUUUUCUAUGUGUGUUUCUGUUGGCAGCUGUAGGUAGGUCGUUCCAAACUGUACAUACUGUUCAGUAACACGAACAUUGAUAUCUGAUAAUGAUAUAGAGGGACAACCCACAGAGCACAUUCUUCAGGAUCAGCUGCACCUGUUCAGUCGCGUCACUGCUGUCUCCACUCAGUCCGCCACCCUUCAGCGCCGUGACCUAGAGGCCAUGUUGUGAAGGAUUCCUUGGUUUCCAACAAAAUUUCCUGAAGAUGAGUUGCUGUGUGUAUGCAGACUUGGACACUCUGUCACUUUACACUGUAGACUGUAGCACUGUCUUUAGUAGAGGCCACAUAUGUGAAAACACAAUAAAUCAUGAACUCACAGUGAAUGAAGAGUUCAGAGGGAGCAGCCCCCAGACCCCCCCCCCCUCCCCCUCUCUGACAUUUGCUCUUAUGCUCAGUUUAGGUUGUGGUCUCUAUCCAAUAUGCGUAUUUAUUUCUGCUGUUAACACGGAAAGAAAUCCUCAGGUUUUUUGUUUUUUUUUUAGUUCUGUAUUUAUCUGUUAUUCAAAAGUUGGAAGUUUCUAUAUGACUAAAUUAUAGGUGAUAAUAAUUAAUUAGAUAGAACAAGACAUAAUUGUGUAUGUGUCAUGGCAGAAACGGGGAAUCGCCACAAUGAGACAAUUACAGAUCAGUCUCACCACUGUCGUCUUUAGUUUCUUUUUGUGCUGAUAAUGUUUAAAUUAGGUACUCAUUCAGAAAUGGGGACCUUGUUUUUUCUCUCGUUCUUUUAUGUUUUAUUGUUUUUUAAGUUUUCUAGUUCAUUCCGUUUCAUUUUAAUUUCUAUAGAGACACUGGAUUUUAUUUAACACAGAGAUAUUCUGCGCUAUCUGCUUCAAGUGGUUUAGCUUUUUAAUGUUUGUUUCCAGGUUGAAGUGUCAGUUCUCACAUGACAAACUGCUUUUAUCAUUAACAUUCAUUCAUUCUGAAAUGCACUGACAUGUCUAUUGACAAUAAAAAUAAAUAAAAUAAUAAAAGACUA